Kalmanozyma brasiliensis GHG001 is the source of this 594-nucleotide messenger RNA. RefSeq lists its product as uncharacterized. The coding region runs from base 1 to 594 and encodes 197 amino acids. The record is from RefSeq and is a predicted model, not a curated record. The transcript has a single exon. NCBI's taxonomy places the organism in Eukaryota, Fungi, Basidiomycota, Ustilaginomycetes, Ustilaginales.
AUGUCGGCCACGUCCGCAGCACAACUCACGAUGGCAGGUCCAUCAAUAACCAACCAUGUCGUCACGCUCGCGCAUCCGACGCAUCCGCACUUCCUCACACAGAUCGUGCACCUCCGCUCGCCCACGUCGCAGGAUAGCCUGUUCGUGCACUGCACGGCUAUCUCUUCCACCUUGGCACGGUCUCUUAGCUCGUCCAACUCAUUCUCCACCACUGCAGGGGAGAGUGAGGAGGAUGCCGAGCUGCAAGCGGCCCUUAUCGCAGCUGGUCGGGCUCCCGAACCUACAGCCGCGUCGGGAGCACCGUUCGGCGCACUAGCAGCAGACUUCGCCCUGGCCAUGGCCCACCCCUCCGGCUCCUCACAAGGCACCCCCAUCCUCACCACCACCACAGCCACCACCACAUCCAGCCUCGCUGCUAGCAUGAGCAAGCGUCUCGCCUCCAAGCUCCGCAUCCCUCACCUCCUGCUCUCGCUCGACCUACCACCAUCCCUCAUCGCCUCCCCCGGUCGCAUCCAAAGCCCCGAAGACUCACGAGCCGUGCUCAUCCUCGAGAAAGCCAUACGCGAUGCCUGCACACACACUCUUUCGCGCUAG